GCGGGGAAGAGGAGGCAUGCAUUUUCUGGAGUGUGAUAAGUUACUCAAUAUCAUUGGGGGCAAUGGAUGAGAGUAGUAAUCGACAACUGGCCAGGAGGACGCCCAAUCAUGGCAGGAAGAGAGGCACGGCGUGUGAGCGUUGCAAUCGGCGAAGAACAAAGUGCGAUGGAUCUGUCACUGGGGUACCAUGCUCUGCUUGCAGGAAGAGUGGCCAUCAUGAGCAGUGUGCAUUGAUCCAGUCUAAACGCCGAAGAGGUCCCGAUGGACGAUACACGCUGUUGCCUGACAUCGAGUCGUGUAGCAGUUCAGGCAGUCCCAGCGUCGCCCCAAACAAUGAGGAUGAAUCCAUGGGGUUGGCCACUGAAGAUCCUCCGACAGAAGGAGAACAGAACAAUAGACCGGUGCAACAAUUGAGCGAUUCAACUAUCGCAAAGCCUUCUUCUGACCAGCAUGCGAGUCCUAAUGCUCAACCAAGCGUUGUUGGUGAAAGCUGGUAUGCCUCAUAUGUCAUGAGGGGUUACACACCUGGCCACAAUAGUGUUCAUCGCCCAAUCGGCGAGUGUAACGAAACGGUUCAGAGUGUAACCCGCGACACGAGAAGAGAGAGCUUCUGCAGUCGGCCAUCCUUGCCUCUCGAAAAGACGGGCCUCGCUGACCUUCCAUCACCGGACUUAGUAGACCGCCUCAUCAAGGUCUACUUCGACAGAUUUCACGCCUUUUGCCCGAUACUUGGGAAGAAGUACUUGCUUUCAUCUCUUGAUGACGGAGCCAUGUCUGGUACCCUACUCCGAAGUGUCCUCUUCGUUGCAUCGUUACACUGUAAUCCAGAGGUAUUGCAUCUCAUGGGCUACAGCACUCGAUGGGAUGCCAACAAUGCUCUGUACAACAAAGCGAGCGCAGCCUUCGACGCAGAUCGGGAAUCGAGUCGAACACAUAUGAUACUGUCGUCGUACCUGCUUCACUACUGGUUUGGAAGUCCAACGGCUUAUCGCGAUUGCCACUGGUGGCUUGCAGCUGCGAUACGGUCCGCGCAGUGUACAGGCUACCAUAGGAGUACAAAAAAUAGCAAGAUGUCGCCUGAGGAAAGGUCACGGUGGAAGUGUAUCUGGUGGUGCCUUUAUGUUCGGGAUCGUCAAAUCGCUAUCUCUACUGGUACGCCUAUGGUGAUCAACGACGAAGAUCAUGAUGUCGAAGAACUUAUCGAGGAAGACUUUCCGGAAGAAGCUCCAGAGACUGUCCAGUACAUCAUAUCGCAGGUUAAGUUGAGUAAAGCUAUGGCUCGAUUGUACUUCUCCCACUGCUCACCUUCCCGUCUGUCUCUCUGUAAGGAAGCUCAUGUUCUCCAUGAAGCCAUGAGAGAUAUCCAGUCGACACUGCAAGCCUGGUAUGAGUCGUCUCAGGGCUUGAACUUCUCCAACGGUAACCAUCAUCUAAGCUUAACACUGAAAGUUUGCUAUCAUUACUAUUUGAUCAACCUCAGCCAGAGGCUGCAAAGACAGUGCAACGCAUCCAAGGAGGUAAAGCCCGUGCUUGACGCGGCAGCACAAAUCUUCAGCCUCGUGGAGAACUCGUUGCUCUUUUGGACACCGGAGCACUUUCCCAUGAUAUAUGUCUCUGCUCUCUUCUCUGCGAUGAUGGCUCUUGCAGUUGAUGUCAAAACCUCAGCGCCCAAAAGUGAUCAGAUCUUUGUCAAGAUCCGGCCUGGAUUACUGGCUCUCAAACAGUUUGAGUCAGUCUAUAUCCUGGCGCGAUGGAUUAAGAACUUCUUCAUGGAUAUACUGAACCGUCCACCUCCUACAGACACGGAAGAAGCGCAGAGGCCGCCUACGAACUCAAAUGGCUACGACGUAGAUGGCGGGGGAACAGGCACAGAGAUGAGGACUAGCAGCACGGAUCAAGUCUACGACAUCCAGAGAAACACUGCAUCAGCUGGCCAAGCCACACAUGACGCGACAGGUUUUGAAGACUCCAAUUUUGCAUUUGACCAGAGUUCAGGAUUUGAGGGAGGCGGGUUUUGGCCGACAUACUUGGCAAACGGUGUCUUCUCGGGUGUUCAGUCAAGUGAUGACAUGGAGUUUCCGCACCCAGACUCAUUCCAGUAUCAAGCGAUGUACUUUCUGGCCGAUCUCGGAAUAGCAAGCACUGAGCCUAUGGAUUAACAAACGUGUUGUGAGACUUUAUUGUAAUCUUGGCGUAUCUAGUCUUCAUCUCUGGCUGGAACGCACAAACUCCAUAUUCUUGGCAUACUGUUAAGACUAGUUGGUGUCUUGAGCAAGUGCGGGGAUCUGAGGUUUACUAACCUAUGAUUUGCCAUAACAUGGGCUGAAGGGAUUUAGCUAGACCCAAUAGUCCGUUCUCCUACUCCAAAAAUGGAAAUUGGAUCCCCGGGAAUGGUAUUGUCCAUAGCCGAAUGCUCAUUGUCCACUUCUGCGAUCUGCAUUCCAUAGCCGAUGGCACCAUCCCCGGCUCAACUCGGAACCUCGGUGGGGAGUCAGAUGAGAGAUUGAAGUAGAGUAAAUAAGAGAAUCAAAAUGGAAAAGAUUCUAAUACACAAUUGCUAUUCAAAUUGAUUGCCUGUCUGUUAGUUAUACCCCUCGAUCAACUCUCUCUUUCUUAUUAAGACUUGCUGUGAUCUACCAAAGCUGUCAUGUGGGCUCUGGGCAGAUCGUUACGCCGGAUAGUACAUGUUGGGCGACGUCCAACGUCUUCUCG
This is a messenger RNA of Fusarium odoratissimum NRRL 54006, 2712 nucleotides long. RefSeq lists its product as uncharacterized. The transcript is spliced from 6 exons. Gene Ontology annotation, molecular function: zinc ion binding; DNA binding; DNA-binding transcription factor activity, RNA polymerase II-specific. The record is from RefSeq and is a predicted model, not a curated record. Gene Ontology annotation, biological process: regulation of DNA-templated transcription; DNA-templated transcription. Bases 63 to 2159 code for a protein of 698 amino acids. Lineage: Eukaryota; Fungi; Ascomycota; Sordariomycetes; Hypocreales; Nectriaceae.